AUGAGCACGCUGGGGCUCAAGGAGGAGUCUCUGGCCCAGGGAAGCUCGUGGAGCAUGCGGGAGCCCAGCUACGCUGGCUCGCGGCGAACACCAAUGGUGCAGCGCUGGUUCGAUUCGUUCCGCCGCGACCCCAACGCCCGUAUCACGCCCACCCCCGUCAUCACCAGCUUCGACGACCGGGACCGGCACGAUGAGGACGGCAUGUCGGGCCCAAACGACCUGGCCCCGCACGAUCCCCGGAGCCGCCACUAUUUCGACAUGCACGCCGCUAACCUCAGCACCGCUAACACCCUGUUGGCCCGCGAGCUCAAGGGGAGGCAUCUACAGAUGAUUGCCAUCGGCGGUUCCAUUGGUACUGGCUUGUUCGUAGCGUCGGGCAAAUCUCUGAAUUACGGGGGACCGGCGUCCCUCCUCAUUGCGUAUGGCUUCAUUGGCAUCAUGCUGUACUGCACUGUCCAAGCCUUGGGCGAGCUCGCCGUGACCUUCCCCAUCGCCGGCUCUUUCUCGGCAUACUCAACGAGGUUUCUUGACCCAGCAUGGGGAUUCGCAAUGGGCUGGAACUAUGCCUUGCAGUGGAUGAUAGUUCUGCCCCUGGAAAUCGUCGCUGCCUCCAUAACCGUUGGCUACUGGAACAGCCAGAUCAACAGGGCUGUGUUUGUCAGCAUCUUCCUCUUCACAAUCGUCAUUAUCAAUCUGUUUGGCGUAAAGGGAUAUGGCGAGGCCGAAUUCGUUUUUGCCAUUGUCAAGAUCACGGCUGUGAUCGGAUUCAUCCUCCUCGGUGUCGUGAUAAACAUUGGCGGUUUCCCCAACGACGGCUACAUUGGCGGGAAAUACUGGCAUAACCCCGGCGCCUUUCACAACGGGUUCAAGGGCCUGUGCUCCGUUCUUGUGACGGCUGCUUUCGCCUUCGCCGGUACUGAGCUCGUCGGUCUGGCCGCCGCCGAAACGGUAAACCCGCGCAAAUCGCUCCCUACCGCCAUCAAGCAGGUGUUUUGGCGCAUAACCCUCUUCUAUAUUGUGGCUUUAACUCUGGUCGGCCUGCUCGUACCGUACAACCACCCAAAGCUUCUGGGAGCCAAGAACAUGGCCGAUGCCUCGGCCUCGCCAUUCGUCAUCGCCAUUGAGAGUGCCGGCAUCGACGUGCUACCGGGCGUGAUGAACAGCGUUAUCCUAGUGGCCGUCAUAUCAGUCGGUAAUAGCGCCGUGUUUGGUAGCUCGCGAACGCUGGCCGCGCUGGCGGACCAGCGCCAGGCCCCCAGGAUUCUCGGCUAUGUCGACCGCCGGGGCAGACCUCUCGUGGCCAUAGUAGUUGCCUCGCUCGUCGGCCUCCUCGGCUACCUGGGCGACCUCGACCAGCAGUCUGACGUGCUGAACUGGCUGCUAGCCGUGUCGGGCCUGUCAUCCAUCUUCACCUGGGGAUCCAUCUGCAUGGCGCACAUCCGCUUCCGCCGUGCCUGGGCCGCCAAGCACCACUCGCUCAACGAGCUGGCGUUCCGCUCGCAGGCCGGGGUCGCCGGCUCCUGGGUCGGCCUCUCCUUCAACGUGCUGGUGCUCAUCGCCCAGUUCUGGACGGCCGCCUGGCCCAUCGCCCCGCCCGCAGCCCUCACGGCCGGCUCAGAAUACCAGAUGGCCGUCCCCACUGCCGUGCAGAACUUCUUCCUGCAGUACCUCGCCGUCCCCAUCGUCGCGACCUUCUACUUUAGCUACAAACUGUGGUUCCGCACCAGUAUCAUCCGCACCAAGGACAUCGACAUCGACACGGGCCGUCGCGACUUCAACCUGCCUAUCCUGAUCGCCCACGAGAACGACGAGCAAAAGUCAUGGCCGUUGUGGAAGAAGAUCUACAGGUUUCUUUGCUGA
This is a messenger RNA of Lasiosphaeria miniovina, 1860 nucleotides long. Its product is annotated as amino acid permease-domain-containing protein. Gene Ontology annotation, cellular component: membrane. Lineage: Eukaryota; Fungi; Ascomycota; Sordariomycetes; Sordariales; Lasiosphaeriaceae. Gene Ontology annotation, molecular function: amino acid transmembrane transporter activity. Gene Ontology annotation, biological process: amino acid transmembrane transport. The transcript has 4 exons. The record is from RefSeq and is a predicted model, not a curated record. The coding region runs from base 1 to 1860 and encodes 619 amino acids.